AUGAAAAUAGCGGGUAUUAUUCUACUGGCAAUGGCAGCUUGGACUAACUGCUACAUAGACACAUCGGCUAACGAAGGCAGAAUAGUGGCAACUGUUCCAUAUAAAACUCUGUUCUUCCUUCGAAAGCUUUCACCAUACACCAGCAGAAGGAUCGAUAGACCUCUUCCCAUGGGCGCACAAAAGAGAUUAGAUUCCGAGGAAAAGUUUUCGCCUUUCCACUCAGUUCUUGUGAUAAAGAGACAGCAGAGCCUUGAGGAUCCUAUCGGCAGCGCCAUGCACCGCGGAGAGGCUGCAGAGUCUUUCAUAAAAGACUUCCUUGUUUCGCAUCUGCAGCACAUCAACGCAAUGGAAAACAACUACGCAGAAAGCACCAACCAGUUCAACACUGAGAAGAUAUACAACGACCUGUACAAGAAGCAGACAGCGCAGAAGAUUUCUGCGCACAGAAAAUCAGCAAACAUGCUUGGAGACGAGAUUGAUUCCAUUAUGGCAAACGCAGCCAAAGAGAUAACACCGCAGAUCGAGGAGAUAGAAAACAAAGGCGCCAUAGGAAAGACCCUCAAGAGAACAAAGAGACAGGUGGGCAGGAAGAUCAAGAAGGCACGAGGAGCAAUGAAAAAGGGCGUUAAAGUGAACGGAUACACCAUUCUUCUUUUCGUUGUAAUUUGCCUGAUUUCAGGGUUUGCAGGAUACUCGAUUCGAGGAAAAACAUCAACAGAGCACUAUGUUCCACUGGACAAGUAA
Nematocida minor is the source of this 744-nucleotide messenger RNA. RefSeq lists its product as uncharacterized. The transcript has a single exon. The record is from RefSeq and is a predicted model, not a curated record. The coding region runs from base 1 to 744 and encodes 247 amino acids. NCBI's taxonomy places the organism in Eukaryota, Fungi, Microsporidia.